UCUGGCAGAGUACGGACAUGGCCGACUGCAAGAUUCCCGUUUGUUUACGUUGACCAUGGAGAACGGUGCAGGCAACGAAAAACGUCCCAGUGAUCUGUCGCAUGUCGCAAUGGGUAGCAACAUGAACCUUUUUGAGGGCCGUGGAGUGGACCCUAAGAGCAAGAGAUUUCCUCACUGUAUUGUUUGGACUCCCAUCCCAUGUUUGACAUGGCUGUUUCCAUUUAUUGGACAUAUGGGUAUUUGCACCACAUCAGGAGUGAUCAGGGAUUUUGCAGGCCCAUAUUUUGUUUCGGAAGAUGACAUGGCGUUUGGGCAGCCCGUGAAGUACUGGCAACUGGAUGUCUCUAAGGCGAUCAACGGCAAAGAUUCCUGGGAUAGGUCAGUUGCGAAAGCGUCGGAGGAAUAUAAUCACAGAAUGCAUAACCUGUGCUGCGACAACUGCCACUCCCACGUGGCCAUGGCCUUGAACCUGAUGAACUACAAGGGCAGCUCCCGCUGGAACAUGGUCAACCUGUGCUUCCUCAUGAUGGUACAUUCCCGAUACAUCAGUGUUUGUGGCUUUCUCAAGACGUGGUUACCUUUCCUCCUUAUGGUCGGCGUCAUUAUAACAGUCGUGCUGGUGGCGUUUUGACGUCGUGUCCACCGCACAGGGUCCGGCCAUAGCCGUGGAACGCACCGGGAGCUGUCGUAGCGAGGAAUGAGGAACGAGGAAUGAGCUGGCCGCAGCUCAAUGUGGACCCAUGUUGGUGUAUGCAGGUGAAGGCUGCGGGAAUUUCAGUGUUGCGUUCAGCUCUCUCGUUACUACUAAUUGUGAGACGUACUGACAGAAUGAGUUACUUCUCUGAUUUUUUAGCCCUAUAGACAUACAAAUGCGACAAAUUUAUAAGUGUUGAGUUUUUACAAUUUUUUUAGUAUGAAAAUAUAAAAAGACAAGUUAAACUUGAAGGAAAUAGCAUCAGUUGGCUAUUACAGAUUUGACGCGUGUGCCGAUUUUCAGCAGAUAUCUCUUUUGGUGUAUUGCGAGAAGUAGCUCAGUCUGUCAACAUGUCUAACCGAUGGUCUGUGAAGGUCGGGCUGCCUCACUGGUCAGUUUCCACCUGGGACGGGUGUGAUUCCUACUGACUCUCUGAUGUGGUCUUUGGCGUGAAGGACAUUUCUACAUAAAUGUUGGUCACCUUGAUAAUUCAUUCAGAAACAGGAGCAAUAUUGGAAAACUGAGAUCAUCUCUUGCCCUCACAGUACAGAAAGUGGAUUGUUGGCGGGUGCUCUGGUGUGGUUUGCUCCUUCUUUCCCCCCAUCAAGCAUCCUGUCAUCCUUAUUUCUUUGUUACAUUUUUUUGGUUGUAUUCUACUCUUCAGCAACACGUAACUUCGACACUGACUCGUAUAUGACCUAUUUAUUUGCAAGUGCUGUAAAACAAAACUUGUUCUCAAACUAAACCAACUGCAUGGAAAUAGUGAGUGACCAUCAGUUGUACUGUGUGAUGAUGUUGCUCUGUGGUGUGAAGGGUGAGUAGGAGAAAACC
This is a messenger RNA of Aplysia californica (California sea hare), 1525 nucleotides long. Its product is annotated as transmembrane protein 222. Bases 56 to 631 code for a protein of 191 amino acids. The transcript is spliced from 6 exons. Lineage: Eukaryota; Metazoa; Mollusca; Gastropoda; Aplysiida; Aplysiidae. The record is from RefSeq and is a predicted model, not a curated record.